CUGGCCGCCUCAAGGCGCCCUGAGAGGACCGGGACAUGCGGGUGCGGUGGCUGCUCUUUUGGCUCCUCCUGCUGGGAUUUCUCAGCCAUCAGUCGACCUAUGUUAUCAAUUCUCUGCCUGACCAUUUUCAGCCUGGGCCUGACUUUUUUGGAAUUCCUUGGAUAGCUAUCAUUAUUGUGUUUCUGGGAAUUUCUACACUUGGCAUUUUCCUCUGGAAAACUAGCUUUGGUGUGUCUUUCCUCAAGACUGUCUUAAAGUUACAAAAUGUACAUGACAGAUCUACAGAUGUACAGCGGAGAGCCUGGAGGUCCAAUAGCCGUAGCCAAGAAGGAAUUAAAAUUGGCCUGGAAGACCUCUUUACUUCAUGGAGAUAUAUGGAAGCCAAAGUUCGAGCUGAGGUCCAUAAGGUGACAACGAAGGUCAACAGUCAUUACCAAAUCCAUGGACAGAGGAAGACUACCGAGGAAGGGAAGCUGAGAAUGAAAGAAUGUGAGCAAGCAGAAAAGGAGAGGCAGCUCUCAGACGCAGAGGAAAAUGGGAAAUUGGUUAUGAAAAAAAUACGCACCUACAAGAAAAUGUUUCAAGACAUGCAACAGUUGCAGUGGCGGACAGAGGACUCCUACAGAUGCAAAAUCACCCCUUAUGCAAGAAAGGCUCUUGACAACUGGGUAAGUUUGUUUGUUUUCCUUGCUUUUGGACAUAGUCUGCCAGGUCAGGACGUGGAUGUAUUUUUCUCCCCACAGGUCUGUGCUCAAGCCUUGCAGAGGGAGAUGGCUGAGAGGAAGGCUGCCUACAAGCAGCACGGUCCCAUCCCUCUUGGUAACUGUGUGGUGCAAAAACACCUUCAUCCCCACCCAGUGGUGCCCCUGUCUAAUAUUCUCAGUGUCAGAGGUUCCAUAUUUGUAAUAGCAAAUAGGCCCCGAGUGUGAGUUAGUGAAGAGUGAAUGUAACUUAUUACCAAGGGACAAUUCCAAAUGAAGGCCUUAAAUGAUGCUCAGCUACGCUGGUUCUUGUGUGGCCUCUGUACCUUCAACAGCUGCCAAGUCCUAUGAUUACACAUGAUGGGACUUGUACACUUGAAGUCAAACACAUUUUUAAAACUUGCUUUGUUUAGAAUUCCCACCUCAUUUUUCCAUGGACAAAAGUAUUCUUUAUGUCUUAAUGCAUUUACAAUUUGGUAUUACCUGGGAGUGAAAAGAAAUAUUACAGCCAUGCCUAACUGA
This is a messenger RNA of Macaca mulatta (Rhesus monkey), 1223 nucleotides long. The record is from RefSeq and is a predicted model, not a curated record. NCBI's taxonomy places the organism in Eukaryota, Metazoa, Chordata, Mammalia, Primates, Cercopithecidae.